Messenger RNA from Anolis carolinensis (green anole), 3756 nucleotides. RefSeq names its product retinoic acid-induced protein 3. Gene Ontology annotation, molecular function: G protein-coupled receptor activity; protein kinase activator activity. NCBI's taxonomy places the organism in Eukaryota, Metazoa, Chordata, Lepidosauria, Squamata, Anolidae. Gene Ontology annotation, biological process: G protein-coupled receptor signaling pathway. Gene Ontology annotation, cellular component: plasma membrane; signaling receptor complex; intracellular membrane-bounded organelle. Bases 546 to 1625 code for a protein of 359 amino acids. The transcript has 4 exons. The record is from RefSeq and is a predicted model, not a curated record.
GUUCAUAAAGAUACCAUGGGGAAGAAGAAAAUAGGAGCAGUACGUUUGACUUGAGGUCCCACACCCUCUUGGUCUUUCAGUGUCCAGGGAGGUACGAUUUCUCAGCUGACAUCAUGAAUGGUAAUGGAUUGAAUUGUGGGUUUGAGACAUGCAAAAGUUCCUUCCCCACCCAGCUGCUAGAGUGACUGUCCAGUUGACGUCAGAAUUUUUUUAACUUCAUCUCCUGGCACUGGGACGUUAUAUUUAUAACAGCACUAGGAGCAGUGGAACUGGAAUAGGCGUGCCCAUCUCCCUCAUCCCCCUUUUUUUCUUCAUUUGCUUUAAAGCUCCCCUUAGGACUGUGUGAGAACAAUUUUACAGCUUGUCUCCUCUGGGAGAGGGAAAAAAAACUGACAGGAGUGGAGAUUAUUUGCUGACUGGAACCGGACAGGUAUUUCCUUGCUUUAGCCUCUGCCACUGAAGAAGUCUCCUCUCCUAGUUUUGAACAAGAACACAUUCAAGGUCUCCUUUCAAGACAAGCCAUCCUCUAGAGAGCCUGAGGCUCCAUGGCGAACACAACACCCCCGGCAGGCUGUGGCGACAUAAACAGUGAUUAUUACUUGCUCUGUAACACUAAUGAGGAUUGGGGCAUUGUCGUCGAGUCCCUGGCUGCAGCUGGUAUUGUCACCACAGUCAUCCUCUUGCUAGUGCUUCUUUUUAGUAUCUGUAAAGUCCAAGAUAGUACGAAACGAAGCCUGAUCCCCACCCAGUUCCUCUUCCUUCUGGGCACUCUUGGCAUCUUUGGUCUCAUCUUUGCCUUCAUCAUCAAGCUCAAUGAAACAACGGCCCCCACCCGCUUCUUCCUUUUUGGGGUCCUUUUUGCCCUCUGCUUUGCCUGCCUCCUUGCCCAUGCCUUUGACCUCAUCAAGCUGGUACGAGGAAGAAAACCAUUUGCAGGCUGGGCUUUGCUGGUGAUCACUAUCAGCUUGACCACUGUGCAACUUAUUAUAGCCAUACAGUAUGUGGCCAUCAACAUUCAAGCACUAAGGGAUCUAAACGAGAAGAAGGAGCUGGAUGAACAAAGACGUAAAGACUUUGUUCUGCUUAUCAUCUAUGUCCUUUUCCUGAUGGCUCUCCUCUUAAUUGUUUCCAUGUUCGUUUUCUGUGGGUCGUACAAAAGAUGGAAGAGGCAUGGUGUGCACAUAUUCCUGACUGCCUUGGUCUCCACAUGCAUUUGGGUGGUUUGGAUCAGCAUGCUGAUGAAAGGCAACUUAGAGUUGAAAAAGCGGCCAGAAUGGGACGAUCCUGUCAUCAGUAUUGCUCUGCUUGUGAAUGGAUGGGUUUUCCUGAUUCUCUAUGCAAUUCCUGAACUCUGUUUCCUCACGGAUCCAGAGAAGCCUGGUGACUACCCACCAGAAAAUAAUUUCUGCCAGCCUAAACACAUGAAAAAAACCUAUGGCGUGGAGAACCAAGCGUAUGCUCAAGAAGAUAACACACAAGAUGGAAACAGAAAUCAGCCGUAUGUUCCUUAUUCUACUCAUUUCCAGCUGGAGAACCUGGAGCCCCAGCAAGAUUUCUCCAUUCCAAGGCCUAAAGCACGGCCCAGUCCUUACCAAGGAUACUCCGGAGGGAAAAAUUUCAAUUAACAACUUCACAAGGAACACAAGAAGAGCAAUAUUGAGUUGACUGAGGUGCUGGGAACCAUAACGGAUAUGGCAUUGCUUUAGUUUUUUUAUUUUAAAAAAACAGGGACCUAGUUCAGCACUACAGUGUAUGAAGGACAAUACUUUCAUAUUUCACCAGCUUACCCUUUUAUUUGUCUCUGCCCACACAGCACUUUAUGCUUCUAUGUUCAUUAACUUCCAUAGACCUUCUCAGACGUUCAAGAAAUACAAAAUUGCCCCAUUCCUUAUCACCACAUCCUUGCUAAUUGCCACCCAUGUCUACAAUUCUGGGGACAAGUCAGAAGUGAGGCUAUUGCUGUACAUAUAUAGCUCUCUGUCUGAUUAAUCAUUACAAUUGUACAAUAUUCUAAACCAUUUGUAGAAAUGGCACACAUAAAGCAUGCUAUCUGUUCCAGACAUCCCCCCACCGAUUGUGUGGGCAAUGAGAAGGAUGAUGCCAUUUUUCAAAGAUAGACUGGAUAAUGUGAAACCAGAGAGUGGCUUCCCCCCCUAAUGCGGCUGCAAUUGGUGGUUGUCCAAAUAAGGCUUGCACCGCUUCUUAGUUCUAUUGAAUUUAUUUACCCGAACAAUCUUGUUUUCUUCAUAAUGCGUCACAAGCAGGAAAAAGACAUUCAACCCAUUUGUGGUGGUUUACUCCCCAAAUGACUAAUCUGUCUUUGACCGGACAAUACCUGAACUGUCUGCAUUAACUUGCAAGUGUUUUUCCUCUUUGCCUUCUGAAGCACUGGAAUCAGCAAGAAUAUUCAAUAUAAAGCACUUUGUGGUUUUCUGACCAUUCUAGCAUAUUAGAAUCAAGAGUACUUUUGGCUCAGUUUUAAUUUAAGUAUUGUGUUCUUUCUUUCUUCAUAAACUCUGGUCAACUGUCCAUGAAGGAUUUAGAUAUGUCUCCAUUGAUUGAUACUAAAGCUGUAAUGAAAACGAUGCUUUGCAGUUCCUUACUUCUAACAAUCAGUCAGUGCUUGUAGAUGUUGGAGGAACAGAUGAUCAUACCUGAUGGAGUUUUCUAUGGUCAAGAAGACAAUGACUGGACCUGCUCCUGGAGAAAAAAAUCUACUCACAAACCCCUUGGGUUCCGGUCGUUAAUAGUAGCACUAACCACUCUGGUAUUUAUUUAUGCAUUUCUUAACAUAAAUGGCCAAAAUAAUUGUUUAUUGGAGGAAAACAUGAGAUGAACAGAGUGAAAAUCAUAACCUAUGAUAUGAAAUUCUAUUGAGACAUUUUUUAAUCGUGUUAGAAGCGACUUGAGAACACACUGCAAGUUGCUUCUGGUGUGAAAUAAUUGGUCGUCUACAGAGACGUUGCCCAGGGGACGAUUGGAUGUGUUAUCAUCCUGCUGGGAAGUUUCUCUCAUGUCCCCGCAAGCUCGGGCUGACAGACAAGAGUUCACCCCAUUUCACGGAUUCAAACCAGCAAUCUUCAGGUCAGCAGCCCAACCUUCAGAUCAGCAGUUCAGCCGGCAUAAGGGUUUAAACCACUGCGCUAUUGCAGCUGCUUAUUGAGGUAUUGAACUGUGAGGUUUCAAUUUUACCAUCAUUAACUGAAUAAUGUGGUGGGACAACAAGUUUUAGUUAGGAAGAGAAAUUAGGGGUGUGUGAUGAUGUGGGUGGGUGGGAGAAAUGUAGUGGAAGCCUCAUAUUUUCCAGUCUGAUACUUACUGGAGACUGAACUUCAAUAAACUCAGUGGAAUUUUCUUCUGAUCAGAUACAUAUGAUAUUGCACUGUUUAAAAUUUCCCCAACUCUCAUUAAAUUUCAGGAUAUACUCUAGCUGGGAAAUAAUACAUGGCAACAAAUACUUUAUCCCUUUUGCAAACUCUUCCAGAAUGUAAGUUCAGACAUUAGAGAAAAGGAAAAUAUGAGGUUACGUUCAUUUCUAUCUCAUUGUUUUUCAUGGAAGAGUUAAGCUUGUGCUUAUAUUUAUCCCAGUGAAAUUUGUUGAAACACAAUUUCAAAGUGGAUGGAAUUCUCUCAUCCAAACAUGAGAAAGGUUCUGUUUAUGUGCUUGUAACUAUAUUAUAUUAUUAUUUGUUUAUUUCACAUACUACACUGAACACAAUGGUUAUCAUUUAAUAAAUAACUAUAUAUAAUUUGUAA